Molecule: messenger RNA, 204 nt
Organism: Parnassius mnemosyne (clouded apollo)
Lineage: Eukaryota; Metazoa; Arthropoda; Insecta; Lepidoptera; Papilionidae
Source: the annotation of a GenBank genome assembly
AUGUACGAGGACUACUCAUUUUCAUACCAAGGCCGUAAGGAUGUAAAGAAGUAUCUUUACUGCUCGAGGAGACUCUCGACGAAAUGUCCAGCUCGGCUUCAUUUGGAUGAAACUGGUCACAUUGUUAAAGCCCACGCUAAUCACAACCACCCGCCUCCGAAGUAUACUAUAACUAAAUGUGGCACUUAUAUAAAAAUAGCUUAA